This is a messenger RNA of Armigeres subalbatus, 1640 nucleotides long. RefSeq names its product golgin-45. The transcript is spliced from 2 exons. The record is from RefSeq and is a predicted model, not a curated record. NCBI's taxonomy places the organism in Eukaryota, Metazoa, Arthropoda, Insecta, Diptera, Culicidae. Gene Ontology annotation, cellular component: Golgi membrane. Bases 194 to 1486 code for a protein of 430 amino acids. Gene Ontology annotation, biological process: Golgi to plasma membrane protein transport; Golgi organization.
ACAUUAGAUUAUUUUGUUUUGUAAAACUCUGUCGCAAGAAAAUAGAGAAAAAGUAUCAAAUUAUAAACAGGUAAAACAUAAUUUUACUUAUUUACUAUUCAUAUUGUGCUUAUUCAUUUAUCAGUACUCUUUGAUAAGAUUACAAUACGCCACAAAAAGAGAUUCGUUCUUGUUUUUGCACAGAAAAAUUAUCAUGGACACAGCCCGUACACGUGGCGAUGGAAUGGAAAAUGAAGCACUAGCUGUUGGGCCAUCCUCGUUACAACAGCAGCGCAAAUCAUCCGAUACUCACUUAACUGCAAACCAGGUACUAAAGCUGCCCACUGACCUAGAGUUCCAACGAUUGCUACCUCAUUGUGGCCCAAAUCCGGUUUACCGUCCUACGGAACUUGUUACAGCCGGACACGCCUCACUGCCGCCGACUAUCCCCAAGGGUAAAAUUUUCAAUUUAGUUCCUAAGUUGGUGCCUAGUAGCAGAACCGCUUGCGCCAACAGCAGUAGCUUGAAGAGUAGAGAACCAAAGUUUGUCCCAUUUGAACCAUACAAAGGAGCAGUUAACCCCAUUAUACCUUUCAAGAACAACGAGAACAGAGUGAAAAUUAUCGACAGAAAUAAUUUAGAUCUGAAUGUCCUAGUGUCACAAAUGUCUACCAUUACGAGCCAAGAGUUGAAGGGGAAGGAAGUGGAAAAAAUGGAAUUUAACAAAGAGAAACAAAAAUAUGAAGAUCAAAUAGGCGAACUGAAAAAGGAGCGUGACUACUAUCAAAGUCAACUCAAAUUUCAGGCGCAAGUAAACUCCGAACUGAAGAACCUGUUAGUCGCUGCUGUCGGGGAAGAUCUGCAGACGAGAGUUAACGUUCUCACAGAAGAUAAGUUGCAUUUGGCGAGGAAGCUGCUGAAUUCGGCGGAAAAUCUGUCCUCCCACACAGAACAGAUCGAAUUUCUUGCUGGUCAAAGUGAAGUAUGGCGCAGCAAGUUUCUGGCUAGCAGCCUGAUGGUAGAAGAGCUUGCACGAUGGAAGGCCAGUCUACUGCAGAAAAAUCGGAUGCUUCUUGCCUCAAACAAAGAAAUGCUUGAAACGACCUCAAAGCUACGGGAAAUGCAGCUUGAUAUUCUUCGAAAUCUUAAUUUUUUGUCCAACAACCAGAGCAUCUCGCUGCAGUCUGCCAACGCAUUGGACCUUUCUGCUGAGAGCGUCAAUAUCUCCCAGCAGCUUGUGCUAGCCCACUCGGCACUAGGAAUGCCGGAAUCUCUGGAACUAACCGGACUGGAAUCGAUGUGCCCAGCAGAGAAGCUAGCGGUUCAAGCACUGCAACAUUCAAACGAACCGUUAAUGAACACUGACGAAGCUUUUAGAGCCAUAGUUGGACAAGCGUUUCCUUCCAUCAUCUCAAUAAAACAGCAGAUAAUGGAGCCACAGCCCACAAGCGACCCUACCUUGGACGCAUCGGCCGAGGAUAAAACUCCACAAACGGAGCAGCAAUAGCAUCAGCAAUAAAAAAUAAGGUAUGUUUUUUUUCGCAUUGUUAGAACAAGAUAAAUAUGAUAUGAACAAAAUUUGUUAGACAGCAUACGAAAUUGUCUACUUUUAUCGCGCAUAAAAUUGGAUGAUUUUUUUUAAAUAGAAUUUUAUAACAAAA